AUGGAGGUGAACAGCAGUGUGAGCGAGUUUAUUCUGAUUGGACUGACACAGGAUGCGCCGAAGGAGAAAGCAGUGUUUGUGAUCUUCUUGUUUCUAUACCUCGCAACUCUGCUGGCAAACGUCCUAAUCGUGAUGACCAUAAGGUAUAGCCAGACACUUGGGAGUCCCAUGUACUUCUUCCUUUCCUACUUAUCCUUUGCUGAUGCCUGUUUUUCAACAACCACUGCUCCUAAGUUGAUUGCAGAUUCUGUAGCUGAGAAGAAAGUCAUCUCCUACAACGCGUGCAUGACCCAGGUCUUUGCGUUUCACUUCUUCGGGUGCAUGGAGAUCUUGGUGCUCGACCUCAUGUCCUUUGAUCGCUACGUGGCCAUUUGUAAGCCUCUGCGAUACACAGCCAUCAUGAGCCCGCGGGUCUGCGGUGCGCUGGUGAAGCUGGCCUGGGCGGGGUCUUGUAUCCACUCCUCAGCACAGAUUCUCUUGGCUUUGAGACUGCCCUUCUGUGGGCCCAAUGUUAUCAAUCACUACUUCUGUGAUAUGCAACCUUUGCUGACCCUUGCCUGCGUGGAUACGUAUGUCAUCAAUCUACUCAUCGUAUUUAACAGUGGGGCCAUAUGCACGGUGAGUUUCAUAUUGCUGCUCAUCUCCUAUGUUUUCAUCCUACGUUCCCUGAGUAACCACAGUGCAGAAGCAAGAAGGAAGGCCCUCUCUACCUGCACCUCCCACAUUAUGGUUAUCGCCUUGUUCUUCGUACCUUGUAUAUUCACAUACACGCGCCCUCUGACUGUGUUUCCAGUGGACAAGAUGGUGGCUGUGUUUUACACUAUUGUGACGCCUUUGCUCAACCCUCUGAUUUACACCCUGAGGAAUGCAGAAGUCAAGGAUGCCAUGGGAAGGUUGUGGUGCAGCAAACUCUGA
Hippopotamus amphibius kiboko is the source of this 915-nucleotide messenger RNA. RefSeq names its product olfactory receptor 4C11-like. Gene Ontology annotation, cellular component: membrane. Bases 1 to 915 code for a protein of 304 amino acids. The transcript has a single exon. Gene Ontology annotation, molecular function: G protein-coupled receptor activity; olfactory receptor activity. Gene Ontology annotation, biological process: G protein-coupled receptor signaling pathway. The record is from RefSeq and is a predicted model, not a curated record. Lineage: Eukaryota; Metazoa; Chordata; Mammalia; Artiodactyla; Hippopotamidae.